AUGAAUGAAAAGGAAGGAGCUACAGACAUGAGUGUUUUAUAUGCCUUGUUGAUGAGGGUAUCUAGAGCCUUUUUUAAUACACAACAAAUAGUAGUGUUAGAUCAACUUAUGAGACAAGAGGAAAUAAGUGACGAAAAUUUAGCAAAAAAUGUUGGACUCACAGUCAAAGAGAUCCAUAGGCUUUGCGGAACUUUGAAAGAAGCAUGCCUUAUUAAAACUUGUUUCUCGCUUAUGGGUUCGCAUAAAAUUAGUAUUAGACGUUUGGUGCUAAUGAGUUUUAGAGAUCAUGUUAUUUUACCUAUACGUGAUAGAGUUGAAGAUGCAUUUAAUAAACUAUUUCAUGAUUUUGAUUCUGGAAUUCCUGUAACAGACACUGCAGCUC
Messenger RNA from Entrophospora sp. SA101, 382 nucleotides. NCBI's taxonomy places the organism in Eukaryota, Fungi, Glomeromycota, Glomeromycetes, Entrophosporales, Entrophosporaceae. The record is from the annotation of a GenBank genome assembly.